Anarrhichthys ocellatus (wolf-eel) is the source of this 2600-nucleotide messenger RNA. RefSeq names its product ORC ubiquitin ligase 1 (gene obi1). Gene Ontology annotation, biological process: regulation of DNA replication; protein monoubiquitination. The transcript has 6 exons. The record is from RefSeq and is a predicted model, not a curated record. Bases 84 to 2069 code for a protein of 661 amino acids. Gene Ontology annotation, molecular function: ubiquitin-protein transferase activity. Lineage: Eukaryota; Metazoa; Chordata; Actinopteri; Perciformes; Anarhichadidae.
CGCGCGUUGCAGCGGGGACUGGUGGGAAAUUUCUGUGUUGAAGUUUGUUGUGUGUGCGCGCGCUGUGUAUUUUCUCAAAAAGCAUGGCUCUAAACUUCCAGACGUCCACCCUUUCUCUGACUUUGCCGAUUUCGUGCCAGAUAUGUCUCGGAAAGGUCAGGCAGCCGGUCAUUUGUGCCAACAACCACGUGUUCUGUUCAUCCUGCAUGGAAAUGUGGUUGAAAAAAGCUAACCAGUGUCCCACCUGCAGAGUCACCAUCACAGCAGAGAACCCCUGCAGGGAAAUCAUCGGAGGCACAAAUGAGAGCGAUCACCACGAUAGUCUUUCCAUGAGGAAAUGUAUAAGAAAAACCAGAGGAGAGCUGCUUUUGCGGGAGUAUGAGGAGGAAAUUGAAGGGUUCAUCAGAGAAAACGAGGAGCUGAAAAUAAAAAAUCAAAGUCUGGAGUCCCAGCUGAAGACUGCUUUGGAUCCCUGCAGCAUUAAUACAGUGCAAACGGAAGACAAAAAAGUUGACCCCCAUGUCCUGGACAAAUGGACAAACAAGCUGCGAGCUGCCACAGAUGUUUGUGAUAAAGUAAAGCAGGACAUGGAUAAGCUGAAGGAGGCAAAUAAGGCAUUACGAUCUCAAAAUGUCGACCUUGUACAGGAGAAUAUGAGGUUGAAAGCAGAGGUGGCAAGCAGAUCUCCUCAGAAGUUCGGUCGUUACACAGUGGCGGCACUGGAAGCUAAAAUCCAGCAGCAUGAGCGUGAUGUGGACCACUUGAAGAGGGCUCUGGAGCGCAGCGACCAGUACAUCGAAGACCUUGAGUCUCGGGUCAUAAAGCCUGAGAAGAGAAGUCUUGAAGGGCAGGAAGCAUGCGGGAACGGCAAGGCUGAGUCCGACACACUCGCACAGCUACACAAAAUCAGCAUGAUGAUGAGAAGCUUGAGUGACAAUGAGAGGGAGUCAAUCUGCAGCAAUCCAGUGGUAGAAGGUCGAGCCUUUUCUCGAAAUCACAGUUUGAUGUUCAUGCCAUCUGCAGAUCACAAAGAGUCUGAUAAGAAUCUGACUGGAGACCAGGAAAACGAGGACUUGGUAAGCACCUCGUCCAACCUUUUGCCCGCCACUCCGUCCUCUGCCUUCCGAUCGCUGACUCUGAGAAGCCCUGGCGUCCGUGAAAAGAGAGUUGCAUUCAAACCAGCGUCCUAUCUGAGGAAGCUUGAUUUUGAAGAAAUUCCUAGCCCUGACAAGAGCAGCAGCAGCAGCAGCACCACGGAGAACCAAUUCAGCAGCCUCGACGAGCUCCCCAAAGGCUUGCCUGCAAAUACUGACGUGGAACUCUUAAAGUCUGUCUUCUGGGAUGAUUGGCAGAGUUCAAAAUCUAAUGACAAGUCAUGUCCAGGUCCAAGUGAAGACGGCCCAGUUAAAGGAGCCGCAUCCGCAACUCUUGAAGGUGAUGAGUCCGGUGGUUUCUCGAUGUCCAGCGAGGCCUCCAUGGAUGCAGCAUACCUGGACAAAAUCUCAGAGUUGGACUCCAUGAUGUUGGAUGGAGAGAGUUCCAGUAGCCGGGGAUCGCAGCUCUCCCUGGCUUCCUCCCCUCACGCAGACUUGGACAACACUCUGGUCCCAGAACCACAAACGUGCCCCGAUGUCUCGUCAAGUCGUGGUGGCGAACCCGCAGUACCAUGUGACCAGAAGAAGCACUCACCGCUAAACAACGCGGGGGGCACCUUGAGUGACAAAGAGGCUCCAAAAGGCUCGGCGGAGGAAAGUGCGCCGGUGUCUGGCAGGGAGAGCGGGGGCCAUGUACCCGACUGUGGUCCCCCUCAGACUGACGAAGAACUGUCCUUUGAUUUGCUGUUCGAUUCACUGGAGGAGAAUAAGGCCGGUCCCUCUGGCUCUCUCAGUCCAGCGAGCCAAGACCACGAUCACGUUGACUUCUCCACCACCUCGUCCCCCAGCUGCACCGGUAAACCUGUGAACACAACAAGAGACAGACAGGCACUGAACAUCAGCCAGCCGACAAAGAGGAAGUCUCACAGUCCCUUUAACACAAGCAGCCCCACGAAACUUUCAAAGCUCAUGUGAAGGUUUUAAAAUAAGAACCUGUGUUGUCACUGUGCCGUCCACUCCGGUGUGUUUUGGUCAGGCUUCACAACCACACGCGGCCCGAAACAUUAACUCCACGGUUCUCCAGAAUAAAUUUGUGAAUGUGAUGCUCCUGUGUAAAUUAUUGUCAUUUUGUCUGUUGUUAUAUUGUAUGAAUUAAGACUAAAUAUGACAGAUUUGUCAUAGUUUUCUUUCUGUAGUAUACUUAUAGGUCUCGGUGGCAGUUAAAUGAUCUUAAGGCCAGCCUUCUGUAAUCUGACAAACACUCCUGUGUUGUACUGUAUAGUGCACCAGUUUUGGUGCUAAGACAUUUUUCAAACUUUCAGUCUACUUGUAUGCGUUUGUCCUUUUCAAGUUAUUCAGUAAACACAAUCCACGUGGUAAUCUUUUUUAUAAUGUCACGCAAUACUGAAGAGGGAUGAACACGACCAUCAUGAAAAACUGACAUUUUGAAAUAAAAAUUGCAGUGUAAGAGUUUGUGAGGAAAUAAAGUAGUAAUGCAAGGACAAA